GGCUACGUUCCCGCCAGAUAUUUAAGUUUCGUUUCCAGCGGUCACUGAGAGUUCCCCUUCCCGCACGCGGCCUUUCUCCGAGGUCCAUUUAUUCUUUCCGAGAGCGAAGAGCGGCUGAUAUGGAAGAUCGGCGUAGAAGGACGACGGCGCCCCGCGCUAAGAAGCCGUCAGCGAAGCGCGCCCCGACGCAGCCCACCGAGACCGGGGCCACCCAGUCCCACACAGGGAGCUGCGGCCCGCAAAGGGGGGCGCGAUCACGGCGGGCGGAGCGUGACGGGGACACGACGGAGAAGCCACGCGCCCCAGCGCCCCGAGCGCGUCCCGGAAGGGCCACUGUGCGCAUCAAGGAUGCACAGCCCUCGGCCACGGACGCGGCAGGAGCCACGGAGCCGCCCGCUGUCCCGGUGCCCCAAAGGCAAGACAUCCUGGAUUUAGAGCUACCCGCCAUGCGGGAGCCCCAGCGGCCCGCGGAACCCGAGGCGCCGAACAUCGUAAGGGGACCUAGCCACCGAAGGGGCGCGCGCUCCACCGGGCCGCUCAGAGCUCCGCGAGGAUCCAGGAAGGAGCCGGACAAGCUAAAGAAGGUGCUGGACAAUUUGAGAUUGAAACGCGAAAAAAUCUCGGUGGCAGCCAAGACGGUGAAUAAGGUCGUGGAUCACCUGCUGCGCAGAAUGCAGAACCGGGAGUCGGAGUUCAAAGGCGUGGAGCAGCUGAACACUGGUAGCUACUAUGAACAUGUGAAGAUUUCUGCUCCUAAUGAAUUUGAUGUUAUGUUUAAACUGGAAGUCCCCAGAAUUGAGCUGGAAGAAUAUGGCAAUACGGGUGCUUUCUAUCUUGUGAAGUUCAAAAGAUAUCCACGAGGAAAUCCGCUGAGGCAUUUUUUAGAAGGGGAAUUCUUAUCAGCUACCAAGAUGCUGUCAAAGUUUAGGAAAAUCAUUAAGGAAGAAGUUAAAGAAAUCAAAGAUAUAGAUGUCAGUGUGGAAAAGAAAAAACCAGGAAGUCCCGCUGUAACACUUCUUAUCAGGAACCCUGAAGUAAUAUCUGUGGAUAUAAUUCUGGCUUUGGAAUCAAAAGGCAGCUGGCCUAUUAGUACCAAAGAAGGACUACCUAUUCAAGGCUGGCUUGGCACAAAAGUGAGGACCAAUCUCAGACGAGAGCCGUUUUUCCUUGUACCCAAGAACGCAAAAGAUGGAAAUGGUUUUCAAGGAGAGACCUGGCGCCUCUCUUUCUCUCACACUGAA
Messenger RNA from Mastomys coucha (southern multimammate mouse), 1241 nucleotides. Its product is annotated as cyclic GMP-AMP synthase-like. Gene Ontology annotation, cellular component: site of double-strand break; cytosol; nucleus. The transcript is spliced from 4 exons. Lineage: Eukaryota; Metazoa; Chordata; Mammalia; Rodentia; Muridae. Gene Ontology annotation, molecular function: chromatin binding; double-stranded DNA binding; 2',3'-cyclic GMP-AMP synthase activity. The annotation marks the transcript as partial. The record is from RefSeq and is a predicted model, not a curated record. Gene Ontology annotation, biological process: DNA damage response; activation of innate immune response; positive regulation of defense response to virus by host.